This is a messenger RNA of Penaeus indicus, 1724 nucleotides long. Its product is annotated as protein-S-isoprenylcysteine O-methyltransferase-like. The coding region runs from base 64 to 972 and encodes 302 amino acids. Gene Ontology annotation, cellular component: membrane; endoplasmic reticulum. The transcript is spliced from 2 exons. The record is from RefSeq and is a predicted model, not a curated record. Lineage: Eukaryota; Metazoa; Arthropoda; Malacostraca; Decapoda; Penaeidae. Gene Ontology annotation, biological process: C-terminal protein methylation. Gene Ontology annotation, molecular function: protein C-terminal S-isoprenylcysteine carboxyl O-methyltransferase activity.
GCGAGUAAACAUUGCGACUCCUCGGCUCCAAGGCUCCUCGUCCUCUUCUUCCCAUUUCACGACAUGAUUUCGUGUUUCAGGAUGGUCCACGAGGGCCAGAUAAGCCUCCAGAGCUUCCUUCUAGGCCUGGGGAUCCUGAGUUACUUCCUUGUGACGUGCGGGUUAUGGUCGCCGCGGCUCGGAGUGGCGGAGGAGUGGCUGCAGGACCACCCCUGGGUCUACUGCGGCUGCUUCUGUGCCUCCGUCAACGCCGUCCUCGCCCUGGCCUUCAGGGGCAAGAGCUGGCAGAUAGCUGUACGAGGAUGUUUCCUGGGCACAGCCUGUGGGCUAGGCGUAAUGGUCAGUGUUCUCUGCAGUUCCUCAUACCAUGUGUUCGGUUGGUACAUGGUAGUGCUGACUCUCUUCCAUUACUCGGAAUACAUCACCACGGCCAUUGGCAAUCCUGCCACUCUCAGCCUCGAUUCCUACCUGUUGAACCACAGUGUUGCUUAUGGCCUUGCAGCUGUGGCAAGUUGGGUGGAGUUCUUCAUCGAGAGGCACUUUCUGCCUGAAAUGAAGACCCUGUGGUACCUCAGUACCUUUGGCAUCCUGGUCUGCCUAUGGGGAGAGAUCAUUAGGAAGGCAGCUAUGCUCACUGCUAAGACUAACUUCAACCACAUUGUGCAGACAGAGAGGCAGAAGGACCAUGAGUUGGUUACCUGGGGUGCCUACAGUAUGUUUCGGCACCCAAGUUACGUUGGCUGGUUCUGGUGGAGCAUUGGCACCCAGCUGAUCCUUGUCAACCCCAUAUGCACCAUAGCCUAUGCACUUGCUUCAUGGAGCUUCUUCUAUGAGAGAAUCUAUUUUGAGGAGAUAACACUUAUCAAGUUCUUUGGGGAGAAGUACCUUGAUUACCAAAAGAAAGUAGGUACAGGCUUACCUUUUAUUCGAGGGUAUCAGUAUGUGCGACGUGUUCGCCAAGAAAGUGAAUGAGGGUAUGAGUAGCUUUAUGCAAGCACAAGCAGUAUACCUUUUUUUCCCCCCCAUUUCCAUUUGAUUCUUUUCUUUUGCAAAGCAUCAGUUUCACUUAAAGAAGCGCUCAUUAUACUAACCUGAUUCAUUCAAGUUUGAUUUUUUCAUAUGAAGUUGAUUAGAGAAUGCUGGCAUUUUCUCUGAUAUUCAGUAUAUGGGUUUUCCAUAUGAUGUUGAUUAAUUAUUUUACUGUAAUUAAUUCCUCUAAUAUGAAUAAUUCUCUUAUUAGGCAGCAAACUUGCUUUCUCUGAGAGGUGCAUUCACAGGGAUAUGUACAUUUUUAUAUGUAAACAGUUAUUAACAUUUACAAAUGUUUGCAUGUGUGUACAGUUUUCUAUUCUGUCUUUCCUUUUAUUCCCUUCUGAUAGCAUGGUUGUUCAAUGUUUUUUUCUCACAAUGCAUAUUAAUGGGAAAGCUAUUUCAAGAAUGUUGGUACUUGGUUUAUAUUCUGUUCAAAUGGGCAAUUUCUUGUAUAUGUUCAGAUGAAAGAAAAUGUGCAACAGAAAUUACAUAAGCAUAUAGUGCCAAAUGAACUUUAACCAUCAGUAUUGUUUAAUUAUCUUAAGCACAGAUUUGAAUAUUAUUCACUUUGUAUUAAUGCAGUAGAUUAAUGAUUUCUUGCCUUCAGAUACUAUAUAGCUCUUUGAAGUCCUUUGCAUAAUAGUUCAUGGAAGUUUAGAGUAGAAUGCACAUUGUUAAUGAGUAUGAGCAUA